Molecule: messenger RNA, 2006 nt
Organism: Cyclopterus lumpus (lumpfish)
Lineage: Eukaryota; Metazoa; Chordata; Actinopteri; Perciformes; Cyclopteridae
Gene: pigc
Product: phosphatidylinositol glycan anchor biosynthesis, class C
Exons: 3
Coding region: 118-1002 (294 amino acids)
Biological process (GO): GPI anchor biosynthetic process
Cellular component (GO): glycosylphosphatidylinositol-N-acetylglucosaminyltransferase (GPI-GnT) complex; membrane
Source: RefSeq, a predicted model, not a curated record
GGGGGCGCUGUGAGCGCUCCGAUGAAAGUGAUUCACUUCCGGGAUAAUGACAGGCGGCGUUUGUAGCGCCGGCGCAGAAUUUUAAAAAAGCAACAAUAUACCGUCGCGAGCAGGGCGAUGGGACCAGACGGGGCCCCGGGCCCAGCUGUGCCCUGGCGCAAGGUGCUAUGGGAGCGCCAGCCGUUCCCGGACAACUACGUGGACCAGCGGUUCCUGGGGGAACUGCGGCGGAACGAGGGCAUCCGGCAGUACCGCUACUGGGCCGUGGCGCGAGAGGCGGGCUUCGUUGCCGAGCAGCUGUCCUGCGUGGCCAUUUUCAUCACCCUCUGGCUCUACAUGGAGCAGAGUCUGCUGUCCCCCGAGACGCUGUUGUGGACCAGCCUCGCCUGCGCCCUGCUGGGUUACGGACUGCACCGAGCCCUGUCGUCUCAGGGCGACUCCGGCUGCGAGCGCCGGACCCGGCUGGCCGACUUGCAGAGCGCCGCCAUUUUUCUCUCCUUCACCUUCGGCUUCUCGCCGGUCCUGAAGACGCUGACGGAGUCCGUGAGCACCGACACGGUGUACGCCAUGUCCGCCGUGAUGCUGCUGGCCCACCUGGUGUCCUUCCCGUACGCCCAGCCCUCGCCCCCCGGCAGCCUCUCCCUGAACGCGGCCCUGUUCGCCUCGGUGUGUUUGGCCUCCAGGUUGCCCGGGGCCCUGCACACCUUCGCCAUGAUCACCUGUGCCCUGCUGGUGUUCGCCCUGUGGCCCUGCCUGCUGCAGAGGCUGAGGGGGAACGCCCCCGGACAGUUCGCCGGGGUGUGUGUGGGAGUGUGCGUCGCAGGGGUGGCCGGUCUGGGCUCCCAGUGGCCGGGGGGAGCCGUGCUCCUGGCCCUGGCCUUGGGGAGCGUCACGUUGCUCUGCCCGCUGCUGCUGGUCCGACUGCAGGAACACAAGGACAACAUCCAGGGACCCUGGGACGAGGCCGAGAUCCAGGAGGAACUCAGCCUCUUCGGCAACUGAGGGGCCGAGCCAAGGGGAGCACACGGGGCAGACAUUUUGAGGCGUUGCUGAGAGUUUUAUACGGAUUCAUUUACCGGCAGUCAACUCUUUCAGCGUCGGCCAUCUGUUUGGACGGCCAUGACGACUUCUUAUACUCUUAAUGUUCAAGCUGCCGUCGGCUGCAUAAGUGUUGACCUCUGAAUGUAUUAACGUGCUUUACUGGUCACGUUCUGAUAUCGGGGAUGUUUUAAUAAUCUGUGGGAGAUUUUUCUUUGUUAUAUGGUUGUGUAGAGUAUGUUGGUGGAUUAGAAACGGUGUUAAAAUGAGACAUUUAGAUUAUUUUAAAAGGGUUUUGUAAUAAAGAAAAGUUUCCGGUGCUGGAAGGUAUUAAAUAAAAUAGUUGGGGAUUACCAGAAGGUCAUUUUUACUACAGUGGGAGUGUAAUGCGACAAUAAUAAAAAUAAUGUUAUCAAAAUGUAUUUUCAGUGGUACAUGAUGCAUUCAUUUGAAAUGUUUUCAUGUGUUAAUUAAUGAACCCAACAGCUCCUAUGGAAUAAUAACGUAUAUUACCCAGGAUAACCUCUGAGAUGCUUAGCAAACACGCUCCUGUUGAUCAUCGUAAGAGCAGGAAACCAGUAAGAGAGUUAAGAGAUAAACUAGUUACCUUUAUUUUCCACCCCCCCCCCCCCCCCCCCCCCGCCCCCAAAAGACUAAAGUGAACGGUGUCUUACAUCAAAGUAUUCACUUUAAUUUUAAUAUCUGUAACUUGGAGCUUUUCAAUAUUUUAUAACUUGCAAUGGUCAAAAUAUUCAGAUUUUAACUUGAUGCAAUUUAUAAAGUUUGGUCUCCAACUGACGGAGCCCGGGAGUAAGUAAUUAUUUUAUACAAAUAUUUUAAUUGUGAUUGUGUAUUUGUGUUACAUUAUUUAUUUCCGUCUUGUAACUUCCAUUUUGUCUGCUAUAAUUAUUAUUUAAGUUACCGUGAACUUGUAUUCAUUCUCUUGAAUAAAACAUGUGCCUUUUAUU